Messenger RNA from Suricata suricatta (meerkat), 1065 nucleotides. RefSeq names its product putative vomeronasal receptor-like protein 4. Gene Ontology annotation, molecular function: pheromone receptor activity. The record is from RefSeq and is a predicted model, not a curated record. NCBI's taxonomy places the organism in Eukaryota, Metazoa, Chordata, Mammalia, Carnivora, Herpestidae. Bases 1 to 1065 code for a protein of 354 amino acids. Gene Ontology annotation, biological process: G protein-coupled receptor signaling pathway. Gene Ontology annotation, cellular component: membrane. The transcript is spliced from 2 exons.
AUGAGGUGUGAAGAGGAAGGAAUACAUCAGCACAAGUACAGUGUGGAUCUCACUGGGUUUCAGGGCAGCCACAAGAGGGCAGCUGGCCAGCACUUCUGGAGGCAGCUUCAGGCUGUAGGGGAGACCCUGGGGUCCUGUCCUGUUACUGUAAUGGCAGCUGAGAGAGCAGAGGAGGUGGCCAUGGCCAACUUUUACAAUUUGGUAUUGGAUUUUUUUUCCAACACCUUCCUCCUUCUCUUCCACAUCUUCACGCUUCUGCUGGAUCACAGGCCUAAACCCUCUGACAUGAUCAUCUGUCACUUGGCCUUUGUCCACGUAAUAAAACUCUUCGCUGCACUGUUUCUAUUGUCUACAGACGUGUUUGAAGCUCUGAACUUUCUAAAUGAUUUCAAAUGUAAGUCUUUAUUCUGCAUGAUCAGAGUGACACGGGCUCUCUCCAUGAGCACCACCUGCCUCCUGAGCACCCUCCAGGCCAUCAUCAUCAGCCCCAGCACGUCCUGGUUGGGCAGGUUUAAACAUAAGUGCACAAAGUACAUCUUCCAUUCUUUUAUCCUCCUAUGGUUUCUUAGUUUGUUUCUCAAUAGUAACUGUAUCUUGUAUACUGCUGCUGCUUCUAACGUGACCCAGCGUAAUCUACUGCAUGUCAGUAAAUACUGUUCACUUUCUCACAUAAACUCCAUCCUCAGGGGACUGUUUUUCACUUUGACAUUACCCAGGGAUGUUUUCUUCAUAGGAUACAUGCUGCUCUCAAGUGCAUACAUGGUGGUUCUCUUGUCCGGGCAUCAGAGGCGGUGCCAGCACCUCCACAGCACCAGCCUCUCCUCACGAGUCUCCCCAGAGGGAAGGGCCACCCAGACCGUUCUGUUGUUGGUGAGUUUCUUCAAGGUCAUGUACUGCGUGGACGUCAUCAUCUCCUUCUCCUCAACUCUGUUAUGGAGCUAUGACCCCAUCAUCCUGGAUGUCCAGAAGCUUGUGUCCAAUGUCUAUGCCACUGUCAGUGCAUUGGUGCUAAUUAGUUCUGACAAAAGGAUAAAAAUGUGUUUCAAAAGUGUUGGAAAAUUAUAA